Messenger RNA from Magnolia sinica, 1497 nucleotides. RefSeq names its product protein SCO1 homolog 1, mitochondrial. NCBI's taxonomy places the organism in Eukaryota, Viridiplantae, Streptophyta, Magnoliopsida, Magnoliales, Magnoliaceae. The record is from RefSeq and is a predicted model, not a curated record. The transcript has 8 exons. The coding region runs from base 272 to 1255 and encodes 327 amino acids. Gene Ontology annotation, biological process: mitochondrial respiratory chain complex IV assembly.
GACGGCUGAGGAUGGAGGAACCUUUAUCUCCUCCUGUUUCGUUUGUACUUGCCAUAGAUUUCCCGCAUUCCGAUGAAGAUCUUGGUUGAAAUGCGAAUUUCGAGAAAAUUUCACGUCAUUUUUUUUUCCUCAAUGAAUUUUCUUCUCGAUAUCCUCUGUAUGCAUUUCUGCAUUGAGCAAUGAUCACCUACUACCGGUUGUAAGCUAGCUCAAGGUCCCAACGUGUCAGUGUUUGAAACGUCCAUGGAAUCUGAGUCGUGCAAGAGUAGCCAUGGCAUCCGGCAUAUUGAGGAAUGCCUGUCGUCGCCACUUCUAUCGCAGCCUUUGCUCUUAUACCCAGCACUUGUGGAGACCAACAAAGCAAUCACCGUCAAUUGACUGGAUGACGCAUGCAGUUUCUGGCAUUCCCCAAUCUGGGUUCAGGCCUGUUUGUUCAUUGGUGAUCCCUCUAGAUUAUGUAAGCCAUGCUUCAACACUAUCUUAUAAAUAUCUAUCUACCAGUAGCAUGAAUCCUGAAGAGCUUGCUGCAAAGAAACCUGUCGAAGUUGCUUCUAAGGAAGGGGAGAAGGCAGAGGAAUCGCAUCAAACUGAUCCUGCUGGGAAGCCUAUUCGAAGAGGGCCUGUCACAUGGUUGAGCCUUUUGUUGCUGAUCUUGACCGGAGCAGGACUGAUCUUUUAUUAUGAUAAUGAGAAGAAACGACACAUUGAAGAACUAAACACUGCCUCAACAGCAGUAAAGCAGGGACCAUCAGUGGGAAAAGCUGCUAUUGGUGGCCCAUUUAAGCUUGUGAACCAUGAUGGGAGAUCUGUUACUGAUAAAGAUUUUCUGGGAAAGUGGACCCUGAUAUAUUUUGGCUUCACUCACUGUCCUGAUAUUUGUCCAGAUGAACUGCAAAAGCUUGCUGCUGCAGUUGACAAAAUAAGGGCAGCGGCGGGGAUUGGAAUCGUGCCUGUUUUCAUCUCAGUGGAUCCUGAGAGGGAUACUGUGGAGCAAGUUCGUGAAUACGUCAAAGAAUUUCACCCAAAUUUAGUUGGGUUGACUGGUAAUGUGGAUGAGAUACGACAAGUUGCUCGUGCUUAUCGCGUUUAUUACAUGAAGACCGAAGAAGAAGGAUCAGAUUACCUGGUUGAUCACUCGAUUGUCAUGUACUUGAUGGACCCCAACAUGGAGUUUGUGAAAUUUUUUGGGAAGAACUAUGAUGUUGAUGCACUUGCCGAGGGCAUAAUCAAAGAGGUAAAACAACACAGAAAGUAAAGAAAAAAAAAGAGAGCGUGAUUUUGUGCUUAGUCCUUGCCCACAAAUUUAUUUUUCCAAACUUCUUUUUAAUAAUCAGUUUUGCACCAGUGGUUAGUUUCAUCAGUUCCGUUCAUGCUAUUUGUAGCAACGAUAAAGGGGGGGACCCUUAAUUUUUGGAGAUAUAUUCAGAAGUGUGAAAAUAUUUGAAGCAAAAUAGUUGAUAGAUUUAGACCAGUAAAGUGGUCAUCAUUGAUAAGCAA